This is a messenger RNA of Paramuricea clavata, 9700 nucleotides long. The record is from the annotation of a GenBank genome assembly. NCBI's taxonomy places the organism in Eukaryota, Metazoa, Cnidaria, Anthozoa, Malacalcyonacea, Plexauridae.
AUGGUUGUUUUAGCCAAACUUCAUGAAAUUGUUAAAGAAUGGAUAAAACAACUAAGCUUAGAAAAGGUGGGUGUAUUGUGCAGUUUUCUCUUAGUUUGAGGACUUGUGUGAUAUAGUCUACAAAUUCAUGACAAUGAUUGACACAUUGUUUCUUGUAGAAUGUUCGUAAAAAUUUGAUAGACCAAGUCGGAGGGAAAAUCUUCACGUUUGGUUCAUUCAGACUUGGGUGUUCACACACAGGGUAAUAAUAUAUGGGGAUUUUCUUGUAAACCCCUUUUCCAUUACCCACCCCACCUAGACCAUGUUAGACAUUGACCAUAUAUGCAAAUGUAUGUUUCUGCAGGUAAAAGCAUGGUUUCUCAUGCAAUUUUGAAAAAUCCAUCUGCAUUUCUCUGGUAUUUUCUUACUACCUACCGGUAUACCCUGCCACAGAUCGUUCGAAUUUUGAAAAGAGCAUAUAAGUGAGCUUAGAAUUGCAUCAAUUGAAGGACAAGUAACAAGUUGUGUUAUGAAAUUUACAGAUGCGAACAUUAAUGUACUGUUAGUGACCCCACGUCAUAUCACUAGAGCAGAUUUCUUCAGCAGUUUUUAUGAAAUCCUGGAAGAAAAUGAAGAAGUUAAAGAACUACGGGUAACAAUUAUGGAUAUAAUUCUGAGAAUAUUAUUAGCUAUAUGCCAAGUAUUUUAUUAGCUAUAUGCAAUUCUGCCCCUUGAAUGUUUAGGCAAUCAAGGAGGCAUUUGUUCCUGUGAUCAAAAUGGAGUAUUGUGGAAUCAAAGUAUGUUAUAUCAAGGUUUUUGGCAUCUCAUUUGAUAUAACUGAAUGUAGAUAUGAUUUUUUUGUAAAUGGAAUUUUUGAACAAAAAAGUUUAUAUACAAUUUUUUACACCAAACCGGGAACAACUUAAAAAUGGUUUAUAAAUUUUUGUUCAAAUAUUCUGUUUACAAAAAGGCUUAUUUUAUAUCAAUCGGUUUCUGUCCUAUAAAGUAUUUUUGUGUUUUCUCAGAUGUGUCCAUUUUUGUGAUUUAGAUGUAUUUGUCAUUUGCAAGACUAGCACUGGCUCAAGUACCGGAUAAUCUUGACUUGCUUGAUGAAAGCCUGCUUAAACAUUUGGAUCCAAAAUGUGUCAAAAGUUUAAGUAGUAAGUAAAAUUUCCUGAGGGUUAGAUUCAACACCUUAAAAAUUACCCUACCUUUAUUUAGAGACAUAAUGAUGUUGAUUGGACUUUGUUUAAAGUGUUCGGAAUGAUCAUGACUAACUAAUUAUAAUAUCUUCCAUGUCGUCCAUUCUGCCACUUUGUGUGAAAAGUUUAAAUGGUAAAAUUUCCCAGUGUUAAAUUCAGCAUCUCAAAAAUUAGUAAAUUACUCUACCUCUAUUUAGAGUACUGCAUGAUGAUUGGGUUUUGUGUUAACCCAUUGAGUGGUAGUGCUCUGCCCUUGACAAGUAAAAUUGUCUGGCAUUAGACAGAGUAAUAUAAUAAAGUAGGGCUCAUUAGAUCUUAAAUGUAAUUGUUGAUGUAAGUUAUGCACGAUAUUGACUGAUUAUCAACGUGCAAAUUAAAUGAGUUUAAAUUUCUUUUCAGGUUGCAGAGUCACAGAUGAAAUCCUGAGACUAGUCCCCAACCACAAAUCAUUCAAAUUAACCCUUCGAGUUAUCAAACUAUGGGCAAAAAGUAAUUCUUUACAGUGUGAAGCAUUUAAUUUGUUAUUUAUGGAUCUUGUUCAGAGUUUAAAUUAUUAUUUUCCUUGUUCUUAGAGCAUGGCAUAUAUUCGAAUGUUCUUGGGUUUCUUGGUGGUGUCUCGUGGGCAAUGUUGGUUGCAAGAACUUGUCAACUUUAUCCAAAUGCAGUACCUUCAACUCUUGUGGAAAAAUUCUUCUUAGUAUUUUCUAAAUGGUCAGUUGAACUGCUUUGCUUUAUUUUGCAUGUGUGUCAUGAUUUUAUGAAAUAUUUGUUGACUUUACAUGACUGAGGGUUAUUUUCUCUCAUUCAUAGGAAAUGAUGACAUGAAAUAUAAAAUACUCGUUGAGUUAAACAAAAUUGUGAAGGUUUUCUAUAUCUUUUCAGGAAAUGGCCAAAUCCAGUUUUGUUGAACGAAUUAGCAGAUGAAAACAAACUUGGGUUUCCUGCUUGGAAUCCCAGAGUAAGCAAUUUUAUGUGUUAGGCGGACUCACUGAUCAACUGACUGUCUGAUUGCCUGCAUGUCUGUAUAAGCAGUUGUUGAACCGACUCGCUGACUAACUGUUUGAUUGAUUGAUUCGCCAAUUGACUCAAUGUUUGACAGAUUCAGUGACUUACUAAUCAGUUGGGUGGCUAAUGAACCAACUGGCAAAUUGAUUGACCAAACAGAACAGCUGGGUGCACACAUCCUCCAGACUGGUGAUAACUUAAAUAUCAAAUUGGAAGCACUGUAGAAGAUUUAACUAGUAGGACUACCAGAAAUAUAUUUGUAUAUUCAUGUUGUUGAAUCUUGUACAAUGCUCACAAUUUGAAUCCUUGCUACCUAACAUGCCUACCAACCAUUCAAGAUUGUAUAAAAGGUUCUGUAAAGAACACUACGAGAACAAACUAGCUAGGUCAACUGAACUAAACCAUUCAAAGAUUAUAUUAGGAAUUUUAAUUUUUUAGGUGUAGGUUUAAUAUUGGAAACAAGUGAUAACUGUAUUUGUUAAACCUUGUUAAAUAAAUGUUACAUUUCACUGACUAAGAGGUUCAUUGUAAUUUCUAGAUAACAGCCACAGAUGCAUAUCACUUGAUGCCGAUCAUCACUCCAGCAUAUCCACAACAGAACUCCACAUACAAUGUUUCCGGUUCCACAAGGAAGAUAAUGCAAGAUGCAUUUGAAGAAGGUGCAACACUAAAGCCUGCACAGACGAGCAAGUUUUCUUUGACAAGUUUUGUUGCUUGUGUUCACAGAAUGUUGUUAAACAUUUAUCUCGCGUCAAGACCACCUUUUGUUUGCCAAAACCAGAAGUAUAUCUUCUACACUUGUCAAGUUUUCCUUGACAGCUGUACAGAAGAACAAAUUUUCCUUGUCCAAAAGCUGAUCUGAUUAUCUUUGAAAAACAAGGCUCCUUCGCAAGGGAAAAUUGCCAUACACACGAGCAAAUACAACUUAUAAACUUGCUUGUCUGUAUAGGGCUUAAAUUUAUAUAGUUCUUUGUAUAAAACUACUAGUAGAAUUAAAAAUGAACCCACUUUGAAAAAUUGUAGUUACCUCCACUAAGGCUCUACUAUAAUGAUUAUUGGCCUCACAUCUAUGUACAGUUUACAGCUCGCCCUGGUUUUUACGUUUCUAUGUAUUUCUCUUCAUGUAGGUUUUAAAACAGUGCAGAAAAUUUACCUUGGGAAAGCUGAUUGGCAUGCACUCUUCAGUCCACCUAAUUUCUUCCAGAAAUACAAGUAUGUUGUUAUAUGUGCAGUACAGAGAAGAUCUGUUUUGAGAAUGGUUUUAUGUUCUUUGUGUACAAUUAUGCAAAUUGCCUCCCUAACAGAGUUCAAGCAGAACAGUACAGUCUAUUUAUUUAUGGAUUUCUUUAUUUUUGGUGGAGCAGUUAUCAGAGCAAAUGUCUUUCAUGCAUAAGAUAAUGUCAGUGCUCUGCUGAAAGUCGUGGGUUUUCUUCAGGUGCUUUGGUUUUCUCCAGGGUCUUAGCUAGAGGGCCGUGUUGGCCGUGUUAUUGCGGCCAAAAAGGGGAAAACACGGCCAGAUAAAAUUAACACGGUUUCAUUAUUUAUGUAAGGCCAUGUAGGUUCAUAAAAUAACAGACAGAAUUUCUUCCUAUUCACUGUACGUUGUAAGAAAGUUUGUAAAAUCUAUGGUUAUUGUUGAAAUUGGCGAAAGUGAUCUGCAUGCGAUGUUUUAAUGUUUUGGUGGAUAAUGGGAACUGUAUGGUGUUAAAUGGUUUUAAAUACCCCCAAGAGUUGCUGAAAAAAACUUAAUAUUUUAAUGUCAGUGCGUAAUAUGAGCGUAUACUCGCCUUGUAUUUGGUUGCAAAGCAUAGAACAACCACAGGUAUUGUCUGUUGUUGGCGAGCAUAACUAGAACCAUGAUCAAUGUGCACACCCUGGUCAUUUAGAAACACGCCCAAGAUCUACAGUAAAAUCCUAGCUAAGACCCUGCUUUCCUCCCACAGCGAAAGUUGACAGGGUGGCUUAGGAUAAACAUUGUUAUGAAAGUAAUAUCACAAUUUUUGUAAAAUAUAGACCCAUUGCACAUGACGUCACAGUGACGGUGACGAUGCAUCUGGAGGACAAAUUAGCAAUCUGUGCAUAAUAUAACUUUUGUAAACAAAGCAAAUGUUGUAAAAGUUUAUAAUAAUUUUGUAUUAAAAUGGUUAAUUUUUGCGCUGUAUGGAGGACACUCUUAAGGAUUUGUGAUGUCAGUGCAAUGGGUCUAUAAGAUAGCUAAGGCUAGUUAUGAUUAGAUAAGAUAAGCGUAAUACUUGAUGUAAAGCGCAUUUAAAUUUGCGCUAUAGAAAUCAUACUCUUUUUUAAUCUUUUUUUAGACAUUACAUAGUUCUCAGUGCUAUAUCUGCCAAUGAGGAAGAUCAUAUAAAAUGGUAUCUUACCUUCAGUUUAUUUUUAUUUUUUUUAUUAAAUUUUUUGCCACAAGAACAUAGUACAUAAAAGACAGACACAGUAACUAUUUACAUAUGUUUAUGAAUUUAUAUUGUACACUUUGAUCCAUUAAGUUGCAUUGCACCCCACUUUAUUAUUUUACUCUAACACUAGAUUAAAUUUACUCAUCAAAGGGAGAGUGCUGGCAUUCAGUGAGUUAAAUAAAGUAUCAGAUGACUGAUGCAUGUUCACUUUGCACAUAUCUCACAAUUCAGGUUGGCAAUUGGCAAAUGCCAACCUGGUUGCUGACGUAUUGUCAUGUCAGGAUGGCAAUGAGCUUGCAUGAGUUUUCAAAUGUAGAGCAAACAGGAAAAUACUAAAACUGUCUGUACCAGUGUAGUUAGUACCAAUGUGAAAAUGCUGUGCUGAGUGAAAGUAUAUGAUAAAGUUAUCUAAGGGCGCUUUCCAUUAACACGGUCAGACCGGUCAGAACGGUCAAAAUGUUGAAUGAAACACAAAACAUUUGGGCGUCGGACCUAUCUGACCGGAAAAUCUAGAUAACAUUAGAGUGAGGUCCAUUUUCGCUAGAUAUUUGAGAAACAUGGACCAGAUCUUUCCAUUGAUACAGAGAAAAGAAUUUGGGUCUGACCGGUCAGGCCAUUAAAUGGAAAGCGCCCUAAGAGUUACUUCAAUAGAGUUUCAGAGUUUUUAAUAUUACAGCAUAUGCGCAUUUUGUUAAAAAAUAAAAGUUUGCUGACCUAUCUUCGUGCAAGGUUGUCAAACUGCCUACCUAUUGUUUGCUAAUUUCAAGACCUGUUUGCGUAUGUUUUUAGGGUUGGUUUGGUUGAAUCUAAAGUAAGACUGCUGGUCGGUCAACUGGAAAACAAACCAUAUAUUGAACUUGCUCACGUUAAUCCAAACCACUACCCACCUCUAAGUCCUGACAAGGAUUGUUGUAUUAGCCGCUGGUUUAUUGGAUUAUCGUUUGAAAAAGCAGGUACACUGCAAAAAACGCCUAGUCUGUGACAUUGUUGUUGAAAACAGGCCUGAACAAUAUUUUGCUGCCCAUAUUGUUCCUCGUUGUUAACAAUAUUAUUCAGCAUUGUUCAGCCUGAACAAUAUUGUUAACAACCAGGAACAAUAUGGGCAGCAAAAUAUUGUUCAGACCUGUUUUCAACAACAUUGUUACAGGCUAGGCGUUUUUUCCUGUGUAGUAUUGUCUACUGGUAUAAUUGUACCUGAGCUAUGUAUAAUAAAUAAUAGUAAUAUAUCAUCAUGUGGAGUCUUACCAAAUCUGCGACCCGGACGCAACUGAAAAACAGUUGACAAUAAUUGGAGACUAGUUUUACUUUACGUGGUGUUUCCACAAACAAAACUAUUAUAGUUUUACUUUGUUUACCAACAGACAUCCAUAGUUUUUACCCGUGAAGCGAAACUGUGAUAAUGUAUCUUGAGCUCCCUAAUAAAUCAUUAACAUUUAUGGUCUUACUGAGCACUGUCACACAGAAUCAGAAAAUUAGGAUAGUAUACUAGUAUGGUGUUGUAUUUUAUGGCCCAUAAGUCUUGCUGAAACUCAUUAAUUGACAGUCUGAAGUCACUCAGAAAUGUUAAGGUUGCUAUGAAUAGUGAUAAUUAUUAUUAAUGUUGCAAUCUGAAUAUUUUGACGGUAAAAAUGCAAACAUGCAGUCACUGCUGUGUGCCUUUAGCAAUGUGAAUAAGUCGAAUGUUAAACUACUUUAAGAUCUUGAAUUUUCUUGGCACUGAUUUGAUAUUUGUUUGCAAUCAGGAGGAAUAACAACUUUUAUGUGGCCAUACGGCAGCAUUUCCCUCUUGCGAUAGUAACUUCUAGUUUAUUUAUUUUAGAAAAUGCAACAUUGGAUCUUACUCACGACAUUCAGUAUUUCACAAACACUGGUGAGUCAUGUCACCUCUCCAUUUUCCUGGAGUUUCUAUUCAUAUUAUCAAACACUUGUGACAAUAUUUUAUUUUUCUUUCUGUGUUGGUGUUGUGUACUCAGGUGAAUAUGAUGUUUGUGAUGUUACUCUGAGAAUCAUAUUACUAGAUUACAUUGGUAUCGAAGAAACUAGAUUCUGUUCCGAAAUAUCACUUUAUACUCGAACCGUCCUGACCGCGUAGCUCAGUUGGUAGAGCCUUGGGCUAGUAUUCCAAAGGUCGUAGGUUCGAUUCCCACCGUGGCCAGGCAUAUUUUUCAAGCUCGCCCGGUGUGGAUAUACACUCAGAGUAACAUCACAAACUUAAUAUUUUAUUUCUUAGUUCAUAACCGUGCUGUCUCCAUAGAGAUAUAUAAAGAAGGAAUGAAAACUGAAGUGAAACACGUUAGGAAGUGAGUAUAACAGUGGUUGCGCCCUAGUUACAGUAAUAUAUGUGCCUUUCACCUCUCCAUCUAGGUUUCGAUUCCUGCGACGUACAGUUGUCUGGCUGGAAAGCUGCGGGUUGAGGGGGAUUCAACUAUCUGAAAAAAGGUAAAACUUCGACGUUUCGAACAUCGAAGUUUUCCUUAUAUUUUUCAGGUACUGUAGUUGAAUCCUCAAUCCACAGCUUUCUGAUAUUAUUAAAGAGUUUGGCAAAACAAGGGCAACGGCAAUAUGGUCAUCAACAAUAGCAUUAAUCCUCAAGGACAAAGGCGAAUGUAAAUUACAUGGUCUCAAGCGACGUUGUGCAAUGCCGUAGUUGUUGAAACUAGUACGUGAUUUGCACAUUUUCACGAUGCAUGACUACGGCAACAGUUAAUUCGUUCGAUGUUAUUUGAGGUGUUUUAUUUGAAUUCGCGGACCAUUUUUACUUAAGGGUACGUUUGAAAGAAACAGGAAUACUUAAAGAGGCAAAUUAAGUGUAGUAACGUAUACUUUGGCUCAAAUACAACAAUAUAAGCAAUUAUAUUUUCCCCGUUGCCGUUCUAGGUUGCCAAACUCUCUAUUGUCUCCACGUACGCUGACACAAACCGUUCGACGGUUCGAGUUGUCUGCUUAUCAUUGUCUCAGUCACAUGUGAAAGAGUGCUUCCAGUUUAACUCUUGUCUACCAAACAUUGAAAAUGUUCUGUGGGUAUUCGUGUUUCCUCCUGUAGCAACACUAGACCAAUACCAGAUGACCCUUACUGGACAUCUGUGGAGGACAUUUUCGAAUUGAUAGAGCUAUUCGGUAUAAAUACAGUUAUUUCUUCUUUCCGCAGGAAACAAUUAUCUGAUUAUCUUCCGUCUACUGUUUUAAAAUCCAAGAAGAAAAGUUCAUUGUUACCAACCGUAAGUUACAUGUACCUGGAUUUGUUAACAUUUAUAUCCGAUGUAUGGAUGCAUGACCGGAUAUGUUGAGGGGAGGUGCGCACCUCGCCUGAGGUUUUUUGCACCUCCCCUGAGAUCGUUCUGCACCUCGCCUGAGAUUUUUUAUCAAGAUAAGAUUUUUUUCCUACGAAGAUAUAUUACAUUUCAUCCCGAGAUGAUUAAAAUAUUACAAGUUUACAACGUACCAAAGAUCAUUUGGUGUUGGUGGUUUUUGAUUUAGCCUGCUCGUAGCCUGAAUUUGUUCAGAAUUUCGGGCUGCAAGCAGGCUACUAAGGGUGGUUUAUAGUUGUACUAUCAACGUUUCUGUGAUCACUGAGGAAUUUUGCAUAGAUAAAUUCAAAGUUUUGAAGGAUUCGGAUAAGAACUGCUUGAGGAAACUAACUCAGUGUGUUAAACACUCGGUCAGUUUCCUCAAACCUUUCUUACAAGUCCUUCAAAACUUUACGGCUCUGCAAAAUUUCUACUGUGUUUACAGAAACGUUGAUAGUGUAAACCAGCAUGUAGUUGAUUACACAUUACUUUGGUUUAGAAUUCAUUGGAGAAAAUUGACGAGGAAAGUGGUACGAGAAAGAAGAGUAAAGAGAAUGUAAAUAGUAGUGAAGAAAACUCAGAAGUAAACAGUGUACAGGAAUCUACCGGUAAUGUUAUAAUAGAGAGGUUCAGUUUGACUUCCGCUACAAUUAAGGAACCAUUAACCAAUCAGGUGCGUUUGAUAUAUCCGAUUAACCAAUCGUAUGCGUACUUCAGUAAGCCAGUGAGAGGUAGUGUUAGUGGAAGUCAAAUCUGAACCUCUCGAAUUUCUAGGUAAAUACAACCACUCUAGAAGAUUGAAAUGUGUACAGUGUCCUCAUCUUGUACUUGGUCUUGGUGGUGUUGUUUCCGUCGCUGUUGUUAAUGGUGAUGGUUUCCUCGCUAUUGUCGCUGUAGUUGUUCUUGUUAAUGUUGUUGUUGCUGUAGUUGUUGUUCUUGUUAAUAGUGUUGUUGCUGCUGCUGUUGUUGUUGCUGUUGUUGCUGUUUGCUUUUGUUGUUGUUGUUGUUGCUGCUGUUGUUGUUUGUUGCUGUUGUUUGUUGAUGUUGCUGUUGUUUGUUGAUGUUGCUGUUGUUUUUUGAUGUUGUUGUUUGCGGUUGUUGUUUGUUGAUGUUGCUGUUGUUUGUUGAUGUUGUUGUUUGCGGUUGUUGUUGUUGUUGUUGUUGUUGUUGUUGCUGUUGUUUGUUGUUGUUUGUUGUUGUUGCUGUUGUUUGUUGUUGUUGUUGUUGCUGUUGUUGUUGUUUGCUGUUGUUGUUGUUGUUUGCUGUUGUUGUUGUUAAGUUGUGUAUCACACAUAAAGGAGUAAAUUUUAAGAAAUUCUGUAAUACAUUAGACAACGGAUCAAACGUACAAGACAUUGACGGGACGGAUGAUAACGAAUCCUCGUGCCCCGAAGAGAAACCUUCAGAGGUAAUUCUAGAUAUCAUCUAAACGGCCAUGUCACACAAGGCUUUCGUGCAGCUUGCAAUGCAUUUUUUUUUCAAAUACGAAAAUAUUUCUGCAGGUUGCAGGCAAUCGCCUCGUGUGACGCGGCCUUAAGAUCAGACAUGUGUUUUGAAAAUAUAAUAUACGUCGCUUCUGACCUCCUUUUGCAGGCUAAAGCGAAUGGUUUAUUAAUUACUACUGGAUUGAAAAGACGGAAGGAAUCGACAACGGAUGUAAGUGCAGACAUAUCCCAGUGGGAUAAACUAGGGGAUGAUGAUUUAAAUACUAAAAUAGUCCUGCAGAUUUUUAUUGUGAUUUCAAUAUUUCUAGGAAUCCGCUGGUGAAGAAGCUAUCAAGAAAGUGAGGUCGUUAAAAUCCGCAGAACAGGUCUAA